This is a messenger RNA of Scaptodrosophila lebanonensis, 1548 nucleotides long. RefSeq lists its product as uncharacterized. The transcript has 2 exons. Lineage: Eukaryota; Metazoa; Arthropoda; Insecta; Diptera; Drosophilidae. Bases 105 to 1304 code for a protein of 399 amino acids. Gene Ontology annotation, molecular function: zinc ion binding. The record is from RefSeq and is a predicted model, not a curated record.
ACAAAAAUCUACAUUCCAUUUCCUGUUUUACCGUUUGAAAGGCGUUAUUAUUUCUUUAGUAAAUUCUUAUUGUUCCCAAAUUGUGUUUCAAGUUAACUUAAAUUAUGGCCAGGAAGCCAUUAAACUUUAAGGAUUUAUCAUGCGAGGCGCCACCCGAGCCACGAAGCAUCCAGCUGGAAGGCGAAAAGAAGUCGGUGGGGGAGACACUCAACUUUCUGAAGAUGACGUGUGAGCGCGAACCAAAGCCCACACCGCGCGACUACCCGACGGUCGCGGAUGAGUUGAAUGCGCGCCUUGGUAUGCUUCAGGUGCGUCCCAAUCGCAGCCCAGCUAUUAAGCGAUUGGUUACUUCGCGCGCCGCCGACGUACAACACAUGUACAAGCUGCAGUGCAUCUGUCCACCAUUCCAUCCGUGCUACUUGCCGUGUCAGCAUACGGGCCAGAUCAUAAUUGAUCGUGAUGUAUUGACCAGGGAGGAACACUUGUGCUUUCUGGCAACCCCGAAAAAGGACAUGGGGGCACCACGAAAACCACCGCACUGUUAUCAAAAGAGAAUACCAAUGCCGACCUGCACAGCACGUGUGGAGCGCCUAGCCGACCCACACCCGAUGCACGUCAAAGACACAUGGAAGUACUUCAAGAAUCUGUUGUCUCCACGACAUGUGAGGGCGCUGGAAGCACACCUUAUGCCAAAGCCGCCUGUAGAGAUCAUGCCAUUAGAUAAGGCUCUGGAAUACAUCGAAGAGGAGAACCGACUACAACGAGUGGCGAAACAAUUGCAUCGCAGACGUUGUCGCAGUUUGAAGAAGCGAAUCUUACAGCGUCAGCGGAAACAAAUGCGUAAAAUCAUUUGCGUGCUAUUCGAAGAAAUGAAGGACUUUCUGCUGAACGAUCAGUUUAUCAUUGACGAACACUCGCCGCUUUGUGCCGUCAUUUUGGAGCGUAUCAAGGACUUUACAGAUGAGGAAUUCUACACUACGAGCAAUUUGCGCGAAUAUCAGCGCAUCUUAGCAAAUAACCUCACUGUAUGGAUUAACAAGUUCAUUUCAAAUCUUAAUAUUUACUUGGCACCUCAGCAAAUCGCCGUACAGCGACCAAUUAUGCAUGCUGAAGACCCCGAACAAUUCGUACCACUUUCCGACUAUAUUUCUGUAUCAGAAGUUAUACCCGAGGAGGCCGGUGAAGAGUUUCCAAUGCCAUGGGAAGCCUAUGAGGAUCUUAAUUACGAUGAAGACUAUCUGCCCGAUGUUUUGGAUAACCCAGUCGACCAGGUGGCUUCCGAAAAUACCCUGGUUAACGACUAAGCAGUCACUCACCUUUCAACUGGCUCCAGCUGAGCUCCUUAUACACGCCAUUGCUGUGGACCUUGGCACCAUGAUUUCUCAGUAUAUCUACAGGCAUCGCACGGAAGAGAAAAUGUAGAAAACUCUGAAAUUGUACCAAAACAAAAUUACAUGUAGUACAUCUAUCAAAAUUGCACGUAUGUAAAAGUAAAUCAAAAAGUAUAGUAUAUAUAAACGGUUUAGUAAUAAACAACCGUUGACCUUA